This is a messenger RNA of Gopherus evgoodei (Goodes thornscrub tortoise), 2687 nucleotides long. It is a transcript of the gene FOXG1, whose product is annotated as forkhead box G1. The record is from RefSeq and is a predicted model, not a curated record. Gene Ontology annotation, biological process: regulation of transcription by RNA polymerase II. Lineage: Eukaryota; Metazoa; Chordata; Testudines; Testudinidae. Gene Ontology annotation, cellular component: nucleus. The transcript has a single exon. Gene Ontology annotation, molecular function: DNA-binding transcription factor activity; sequence-specific double-stranded DNA binding. Bases 384 to 1778 code for a protein of 464 amino acids.
AAUUAAUUGUGGCUAAAGCUGUCUCUAUAGCUGCCUCUGCUGCUCUGCGCCGCCGACCCGCCCGGCUGCCGCUGUCCCCCCCGGGCUUUGGUGGAAGCGGGGGGACCGGGCACCAUGCAGGAGUGCUUAGCGGGGCGGUGAUUGUGCUCAGUGGCUCCGAGCGGGGAUCGGGGUUUGUUUUUCCUCUUCCCUCCCCGGCGGCUCCUGUCCUUGCUACAUGCCUUGCCAGCGCCUGCGACUGCGGUCCAACUGCACUGCUGCUGCUCCAGCCCGGGGUGCCGCCACCUCGCUGCCCAGCGCGGCCGCCGCCGCCACCUCCACCGCCACCCCGCGCACUGCUCCCUGGGCCGCUGCAGCAACUUUCCCCCACAGACUAGUGUGUGAUGUUGGACAUGGGAGAUAGGAAGGAAGUGAAAAUGCUGCCGAAAUCCUCUUUUAGCAUAAACAGCCUGGUGCCUGAAGCCGUCCAGAGCGACAACAACCACAACAGCCACAGCCACCACCACAACAGCCACCACCCCCACCACCACCAUCACCACCACCACCACCACCACCCGCAGCAGCAGCAGCCUCAGCGAGCUGCCCCUGCCGAGGAGGAAGAGGAGAAGAGCCAGCUCCUCCUGCAGCCCCCCGUGGUGGCGGCUGCGGCGGCGGCUGCGGCCACCACCUCUGGCACCUUGGAGGUGGCCAAGGAAAUCCUUCCGGGCAAGGGGGAGCCGGGCUCGGCCGCGACAGCCGCAGAGCUGGAGGAGAAGGAGAAAGCGGCGGAGGAGAAGAAGGGGGCGGCGGAGGGGGGCAAGGAAGGGGAGAGCGGCAAGGAAGGGGAGAAGAAGAACGGCAAAUACGAGAAGCCCCCGUUCAGCUACAACGCGCUGAUCAUGAUGGCCAUCCGGCAGAGCCCCGAGAAGCGCCUCACCCUCAACGGCAUCUACGAGUUCAUCAUGAAGAACUUCCCCUACUACCGGGAGAACAAGCAGGGCUGGCAGAACUCCAUCCGCCACAACCUCUCCCUCAAUAAGUGCUUCGUCAAGGUCCCCCGCCACUACGACGACCCGGGCAAAGGGAACUACUGGAUGUUGGACCCUUCCAGCGACGACGUCUUCAUUGGGGGGACCACGGGCAAGCUCCGCCGGAGAUCCACCACCUCCCGGGCCAAGCUGGCUUUCAAGCGAGGUGCUCGGCUCACCUCCACCGGACUGACAUUCAUGGAUAGGGCUGGAUCUUUGUAUUGGCCUAUGUCCCCUUUCCUCUCCCUGCACCACCCCCGGGCCAGCAGCACUUUGAGUUACAAUGGGACCACGUCCGCCUACCCCAGCCACCCCAUGCCCUACAGUUCAGUGUUGACUCAGAACUCUUUGGGAAACAACCACUCCUUUUCCACGUCUAAUGGGUUAAGUGUUGAUAGACUAGUCAAUGGAGAGAUACCUUAUGCCACUCAUCACCUCACAGCAGCAGCUCUGGCCGCCUCAGUGCCAUGUGGCUUGUCAGUCCCCUGCUCUGGCACCUAUUCCCUAAAUCCUUGCUCUGUAAACCUUCUAGCAGGACAGACAAGUUACUUUUUCCCCCAUGUUCCUCACCCUUCAAUGACUUCUCAAAGCAGCACUUCAAUGACGGCCAGGGCAGCCUCCUCCUCCACGUCUCCACAGGCGCCCUCCACUCUCCCUUGUGAGUCCUUAAGACCUUCUUUGCCAAGUUUUACAACAGGACUUUCCGGGGGACUUUCUGAUUAUUUCACACAUCAGAAUCAGGGGUCUUCUUCAAACCCUUUAAUACAUUAACAUCCAUGGAACCAGACUGUAAGUGAACAUUUUACACACAUUUGCGUUGUAAAUGAUAAUUAAAAGAAAAACAGAAAAGUCCAGGUAUUUUUUAUUAAGUCCCCCAUUUUCUGUACGUUUGUUCAGUCUUUAGGGUUGUUUAUUAUUCCAACAAGGUGAGGAAUGUCAGCAAGGUGCAAUGUGGGGAGAUGACAUUGUAGACUAUGAAGUUUGGAAGUCAAAAUUAUAGUAGAAUGUGUAUCUAAAUAGUGACUGCUUUGCAAUUUUUAUUCAAAAGUCUAUCCCUAAGCCUCCAGAUUUUCCAUGUUUGCAGUAUUAUAAGUUAUCAUGGAUAUGUUGGUGGAUGCAGAUCUUGAAAAAAUACUAAAUUUAUUAAAACAAUGGAAAAAUUAAAAUGUAAUUUGUAUUUAAGCAGAAGUAAUAGUAAAAGAUGCCCAAGAACUACAUUUUGGCCAUUGAUUAUUUUGUCCUUUUCUUUAAUGAGCUGAUUUUUUGAUUUUUGUUUACUUUUAGACCAAAGAUUGGGUUUUAGAAAAUGCACUCAGUGUACUAAGUAAUUUAAAACAACAACAUUGUUUCAGCUUGCAGCACUGCCCAUUCAAAUAAAUCAGAAGGGGACAAAAUUAAUGAUUGCCUUCAGUUUGUGUUGUGUAUAUUUUGAUGUAUGUGGUCACUAACAGGUCACCUUUAUUUUUUUUUCUAAAUGUAGUGAAAUGUUAAUACCUAUUGUACUUAUAGGUAAACCUUGCAAAUAUGUAACCUGUGUUGCGCAAAUGCCGCAUAAAUUUGAGUGAUUGUUAAUGUCGUCUUAAAAUUUCUUGAUUGUGAUACUGUGGUCAUAUGCCCGUGUUUGUCACUUACAAAAAUGUUUACUAUGAACACACAGAAAUAAAAAAUAGGCUAAAUUCA